Pomacea canaliculata is the source of this 2203-nucleotide messenger RNA. RefSeq lists its product as uncharacterized. The transcript has 4 exons. Bases 13 to 780 code for a protein of 255 amino acids. Lineage: Eukaryota; Metazoa; Mollusca; Gastropoda; Architaenioglossa; Ampullariidae. The record is from RefSeq and is a predicted model, not a curated record.
UGGUAUUUGUCUAUGAUGGAGGGAGAGAUCUGGGCAAAAUUAAAAGGAGAAAAUAAUUCCAGGGUGCGGACUAAGGUGCGGUGCUUCAUUUUGGAUGUAAACAGCUACGAUUACGAACCUCGCUCCGCUCAACCUCUUCCUCCACCCUCACCCUCACCACCUCCUUCCCUCACAUCACGUCCACUUAGCGAUGGCGGUCUCAUGAUUUGGCAGCAACACGCGAGUUCCCUCCCCUUGCUCGCGCUCGCGGCACCAGACGUCGCUGCGGCUGGCCUUCCUCCGGCCACCAGUGGCGCCGCCACCUACGCUAUCCCACCCCACCCACUGCACCCCAUCCCACCCAUCAUCUUUUUCUGGACGAAAUUCAGCGCCGGCUUCCGCACAAGGCUCAAAGGAGGAGAUAACCCCAAGUGCGACGAUCUAAGAUCGAACACAGUUAAGGAAAAAGCUUUAACCAUCAAACAAGAAAGUGCAUCUACCGUGAUGGGGCAAACCAGGUGGUUCGUGCUAUCAGUCUCACUGGCUCUGUCCAUCUCUCUCUUGACGACAGUCGUCGACGGUGCUUGCAUGACCCGCUCGCUGACCAUUAACCCUUCACCGGGCGGAAAUGAAAAAGAAAGCAUGGGAGUGUUCUGUCAGUAUGGGGAGGAGAGAAAGAGACUUUUCACAGCAUGGGUUGACCUGAAAUCCUGCGUCUUCUGCUCCUGUUCUCCCAGUGGGAUGCGCUGCUGCACCUUGGCCAUGAGAGAUGCUUCCGCAGCCUGCCAGACCUCCGUGUGACCACGUGACCACGUACAGCAGCAGUCAACGUCCUCACGUCCGCUACGGCGCUAGUACAGGAAGGCAUGCGCAUGCGCGUGGAUAGAUUUAGAUCUAUCAGUAGAUAGGCAGUACGACCGCUGUCCAAUCAGCAUGUUUCUGUGCAUAUAAACAACAUACAAAAACAACUGCGUGUGUUGUGAUAGGGAGUAGCAUUACGAUUUGAUUUGUUGAUUGUCGGGAAGGCUUUUGUUCGGUCGUCACCAUGUGAAGGUACUUAGAACCCCAAAAAAUAAAUCCAAAACGAGUGCAAAAUAAUGUUUUUAAGUUUGAUAAAAUUAAGCAUCAGAAGGUUGAAUUUUAUGCACAAAUCAAAUUUUUUUAAAAGUUUGACAACAUUAAGAAUCGGAAGAUUAUUUUUGAAGUUAUGAUUAGUGGUACGAAAGACCUCACAAAAAGAAUUAAGGAAAAAAAAAAAAGAAGAUAGAUAUGAAGAAAGAAAAGAAAAAUAAUACAGUUAGGCAUCCGAUCCACUGAAACAAUGGUAGGAUGCUUUAAACAGAAAACUUCCUUUGCUGUAAGAUUUCAAAAACUGAUUUUAAAAUGAGAGACACUGUCAGAAAAAAAAAUGUGAACGAAGUGUAGUGUAAACGUGCAGCUGACAAACAUCAAGGAUAAGUGCACAUAUAUCUCCCCCGACUUACUACCAACAUAUGUAAAUAACAGUUAAUCAUUCCUUAAUAAGCAAUAAAUGAAUGACCAAAUAAAAAGUAAAUAAAUAAGAUAUUUUCAUGCUUGCAAUCAUCUCCGUUAGUAUCGGAAGACACGUGACCUGCGGGUGAAGGGUAUGGGUGGAGGGAUGGAUGGGCAGAUGCCUGUAUGCAAGAGAAAAAGGAAAGAGAGUGAGAGAGGAGGGAGAAGGAGAUAAAUCAAACCAGAUGGAAUCAAACUACCCACGAUGACUCCCUUCCGUGCAGAUGAGGAUGGAGUAAUGAGAGUAGUCUCCCCACCGCACCUUCACCAUGAAGCUUCCUCACGACACAUGCACAUCAUGCUCGCAGUACAGACCGGUCACGAGCUCCUACCCAGCCCCUACCAUCCCCCCCACCACCAUGCAGAUAAUGGCAGGGUCAUUACUGGCAAUGAUAAUGAAUACCGUUGUCUUCUGUUUCCCCAAUCUCUGCCUGGCGUGACACAAAACUCGGUUCUGAACCAUUCCUGUCUGUUAGAAAAACUGUGUUUGUCCAUGUAUUACCUUGAAAUAUCCCGAAAACAACCAUCUUGCAGUAUCGUAGAUUAUAUGAGGUUUAUAUUAUAUUUAAAUUAUAUUAUGUAAACUUCGUUUUGAUUUUGUCGUCCCUACAUCCUGCUCAAGAUUUUUUUCACCACUGACUGUUUCGUGUGUUUAGCCUUUCGAACAAGAAUAAAGCAUUCGAUGAAAAAA